Molecule: messenger RNA, 306 nt
Organism: Rangifer tarandus platyrhynchus (Svalbard reindeer)
Lineage: Eukaryota; Metazoa; Chordata; Mammalia; Artiodactyla; Cervidae
Source: the annotation of a GenBank genome assembly
AUGGCCCCUACUGCGAACAGCAAGCUACAGGAGAUGGCCAAAAAGCAGAGCCCAAUUCCUCUCCCAGGGCUUACUGAGAGGCAGCUCAACCACCCUGCUUUCUGGGAGCAGCACCCCUGCCCCCCACUCGGAGCCGCCAGACACCUACGUGAGAAAGCUAGAGAGAGACUUGAGCUUCGCAGUUGGAGCCCUCAGCCUUGGAGGGAGAGCAGUGCUAGGGGAGGGGGAGUUCUCUCCUUUCUCUGCGGGGAGGGGAGGGCUGCUCAGUCCAUGGAAUUCUCCAGGCCAGAAUACUGGAGUGGGUAG